This is a messenger RNA of Doryrhamphus excisus (bluestripe pipefish), 6410 nucleotides long. The record is from RefSeq and is a predicted model, not a curated record. Lineage: Eukaryota; Metazoa; Chordata; Actinopteri; Syngnathiformes; Syngnathidae.
UCAACACAGCUUUAUUCCACUUUCCGGAUCAACCUUAGUUGUUAUUAUUAUUAUUAUUAUUAUUAUUAUUAUUAUUAUUAUUAUUAUUAUUAUUAUUGUGCUUGACACGUAGUGACCAGUGUACUAUGCAUCUUCUUAGUUCAAGGACAUCUGUACUUUUGUGUUUCCUUAGAUGUCUCGCUUCCUGGAUCUGAAGGAAUUUGGAGAUGCUGCACGUUAUCUUCGUCUCACCAACCUGGAACAACUUGCUGCCAAGGCCCAGGCCUUUGAUGGCACUAAGCGUGUUUGGAUGUCUGAUGACGUUGAAGCGUACGUGGAGGUGGAGGUCAGAGAACUGAAUGGAGAUAAAACCACCGUGGAGACCAAAGAUGGACGAUUUGUGAUCCUCAAAGAAGACGACCUGCAGCCGAUGAACCCGCCCAAGUUUGACAUGAUGGAGGACAUGGCCAUGUUGACGCACCUCAACGAGGCCUCGGUCCUCUUCAACCUGAAGAGACGAUACAGCAUGUGGAUGAUCUAUACCUACUCAGGUUUGUUCUGCGUGACGGUGAAUCCUUACAAAUGGCUGCCGGUCUACUCCGCCGAGGUGGUGGCGGCAUACAAGGGAAGGCGUAGAGCAGACACGCCUCCGCAUAUCUACGCCAUUGCUGAUAACGCCUACAGCGAUAUGCUGCAAAACCGUGAGAACCAGUCCAUGCUCAUCACAGGCGAGUCUGGUGCAGGAAAAACCGUCAACACAAAAAGAGUGAUCCAAUAUUUCGCCAUCAUCGCUGCUCUGGGAGAAACGGUGAAAAAAGGAGGAUCACUGGAGGAUCAAAUCAUUGAAGCGAAUCCCGCCAUGGAAGCUUUCGGAAACGCCAAAACCAUCCGCAAUGACAACUCCUCUCGAUUUGGGAAGUUCAUCAGAAUUCACUUUGGUCCGACGGGGAAGUUGGCGUCCGCUGACAUCGACAUUUACCUUCUAGAAAAGUCCAGAGUUGUGUUCCAGCAACCUGGAGAGAGAAGUUACCACAUCUACUACCAGAUCCUGUCCAAUCACAAACCAGAACUACAAGACAUGCUGCUGGUGACCAAGAACCCGUACGACUACCACUUCUGCUCACAGGGCGUCACCACAGUAGCUAGCAUCAAAGACAGCGAUGAGCUGGAACUUACCGAUCAUGCCAUGGACACGCUGGGAUUCACGUCCGAGGAAAAGUACGGCUGCUACAAGAUCGUUGGCGCCAUCAUGCACUUUGGCAACAUGAAGUUCAAGAAGAAACAAAGAGAGGAACAAGCAGACGCAGAUGGAACUGAAAGCGUGGACAAGGCGGCUUACCUGAUGGGCAUCAGUUCUGCCGACCUCCUCAAAGGUCUCCUGAACCCUCGAGUCAAAGUAGGAAAUGAGUCCAUCGUGAAAGGACAGACAGUCGAGCAGGUGUACUUCGCGGUGGCGGCUCUCGCCAAAGCCACGUACGACCGCAUGUUCAAGUGGCUCGUCAGUCGCAUCAACUCGUCCUUGCACACGGCGCUGCCUCGACAGUACUUCAUCGGUGUCUUGGACAUCGCCGGUUUUGAGAUCUUUGAGUUUAACAGCUUCGAGCAGCUGUGCAUCAACUUCACCAACGAGAAGCUUCAACAGUACUUCAACCACCACAUGUUCAUCCUGGAGCAGGAGGAGUACAAGACCGAAGGCAUAGAGUGGACCUUCAUAGACUUUGGUCUGGACUUACAGGCCUGCAUCGACCUCAUAGAGAAGCCUAUGGGAAUUUUGUCCAUCAUGGAGGAGGAGUGUAUGUUCCCCAAGGCUACGGACCAAAGCUUCAAAACCAAACUGUAUGACAACCAUCUGGGGAAGUCUCCCAACUUCCAGCGUCCACGACUGGAUAAGAAGCGGAAGUAUGAGACGCACUUUGAGGUGGUCCACUAUGCUGGAGUGGUUCCGUACAACAUCACAGGCUGGCUGGACAAGAACAGAGAUCCUCUGAAUGAGACCGUGGUGGCUUUGUUCCAGAAGUCCUCCAACAAACUGAUGGCUGGACUUUUUGAGAACUACAUCGGCUCAGAGACGGCUGCGGAUCCCAAGCGUGAGACCAAACAAAGGAAGCGGAAAGCAGCUUCCUUCCAGACGGUCUCUCAGCUUCACAAGGAGAAUCUAAACAAGCUGAUGGCGAACCUCCGCAGCACUCAGCCACACUUUGUCCGCUGCAUCAUUCCCAAUGAGAGCAAGAGUCCUGGCAUAAUGGAUCCCUUCCUAGUCCUGCACCAGCUCAGGUGUAACGGAGUCCUGGAGGGUAUCAGGAUUUGCCGAAAGGGCUUUCCGAACCGGAUUAUAUACGCCGAGUUCAAACAGCGCUAUCGCAUCCUGAACCCUUCCGCCAUUCCCGAAGCUUCCUAUGUGGACAGCAGGAAGGCUGUGGAGAAACUCCUGGGUUCUCUGGACAUUGACCACAGCCAGUACAAGUUUGGACAAACUAAAGUGUUUUUCAAGGCAGGUCUGCUGGGACAAUUGGAGGACAUGAGGGACACCCGUCUGUCUCAGAUCCUGACCACCGUGCAGGCCAUGAGCAGAGGAAAGCUGAUGAGGAUGGAGAGAGACAAGAUGAUGCUGCAAAGGGAUGCGGUGAUGGUGAUCCAGUUCAACCUGCGCUCCUUCUUCACCGUGCGCACGUGGCCGUGGAUGAUGUUGUUCUAUAAGCUCCGCCCCUUGCUCAGGAGCGCCCAAGUGGAAAAGGAGCUCGCCUCUCUCAAUGAAGACUUCUCCAAGUUGAAAGAAGCCUACGACAGGUCUGAGGUGAAGCGAUGUGAGGCAGAAGAACGUCAAGUGGUGAUGGUGCAGGAGAAGAACGACUUGGUUCUGCAGCUCCAAGCUGAGCAGGACAACCUGGCCGAUGCCGAGGACCGCUGCAACCAGCUGAUUAAAUCUAAAAUCUGCCUGGAGUCCAAGCUGAAGGAGAUGAACGAGCGUCUGGAGGACGAGGAGGAGGUGAGCUCCACGCUGAUGUCGAAGAAACGUCAGCUGGAGGACGAGGUGGUGACGCUGAGGAAGGAUGUGGAUGACCUGGAGAUAACCCUGACCAAGGUGGAGAAGGACAGACACAGUGUGGAGAACAAGGUGAAGAAUCUUUCCCAUGAGAUGUGCGUCCUGGAUGAGUCCAUCGCAUCUCUGAGCAGGGAGAAAUCGGCCCUUCAGGAAGCUCAUCAGCAGGCUCUGAAUGACCGCCAGUGUCAGGAGGACAAGGUCAACAUGCUGACCAAAGCCAAGACUCGACUGGAGCAGCAUGUGGACAGUGUUGAAGGCUCCUUGGAGCAGGAGAAGAGGGCCCGGACCGAGCUGGAAAGAACCAAACGAAAGCUGGAGGGGGAUCUGAAGCUGUCCCUGGACUCUGUGAGAGACCUGGAGGACCAGAAGAAGGAGCUGGAGGAGAGAAUGAACAAAAAAGAUUUUGAGCUGGGUCAGCUUCAGUCCAAAAUGGAGGACGAGCAGAACCUGGUGGCUCAUCUGCAGAAGACAAUCAAAGAGCUUCAGACUCGCAUCGAGGAGCUGGAGGAGGCGUUGGACGCGGAGCGGGCGUGGCGCUCCAAAGCAGAGCGUCAGAGAAACGACAUCGCUCGGGAGCUGGAGGAGCUUGGUGAAAAGCUGGAGGAGGCGGGAGGAGCAUCUGCUGCUCAGAUCGCACUCAACAGGAAACGGGAAGCAGACUUCCAGAAGUUGAAGCGGGAGUUGGAGGAGGCCGGCCUUCACCACGACGCAACGGCCGCCACGCUGAGGAAGAAGCACGCUGACGCCGUGACGGAGCUCAGCGAGCAAAUCGACGCGCUACAGCGAGCCAAACAGAAGCUGGAGAAGGAGAAGGCGGAGCUUAGAUUGGAGGCCGACGACCUGGCUGCCAACCUGGAGCAGCUCGGCAGGAACAAGGUUGCUGUGGAGAAGACGUGCCGAGUCUACGAGGACCAGCUCAACGAGAGUCGCAGCAGGACGGACGAUCUGCAGAGACAACUCACUGAAAUGUCCGCUCAGAAGGCGCGCGCCGUCGUUGAGGCGGCCGAGUACAGUCGCCGUAUGGAGGAGCGGGAAGUCCUCAACAAUCAGCUGCAGCGGUCCAAAGCCGGACUCUGUCAGAACAUGGAAGGCCUGAAGAAACAGCUGGAGGAGGAGAGCAAAGCGCGGGUGGCGCUGGCGCAGGCCGUGCAGGCGUCUCGCCACGACUGCAGUCUGUUGAGAGAGCAGCUGGAGGCGGAGCAGGAGUCCAAGGCUGAACUGCAGAGGAUGCUGUCCAAUGCCAACAGUCAGGUGGCUCAGUGGAGGACCAAAUACGAGAUGGAGGCCGUGCUGAGGAUUGAAGAACUAGAAGACGCAAAGAAGAAGCUGGUUGUCAAACUCCAGGCGGCCCAUGAAGCUGCUGAAGCAUCUCAGGCCAAAAGUUCCUCGCUGGAGAAAACUAAACAACGUCUGCAGGUGGAGAUCGAGGACUUGGUGGUGGAGCUGGAACGUUCUAAUGCUUCCGUUUUGGUUCUCGACAAGAAGCAACGCAACCUUGACAAGAUGUUGGGCGAGUGGAAGCUGAAGCUGGAGGACACUCAGUCAGACCUGGAGGCCUCCCAGAAGGAAUCCAGAAAUCUGAGCACAGAACUCUUCAAGCUGAAGAACUUAUACGAAGAAGCUCUGGACCACCUGGAGACGGUCAAACGGGAAAACAAGAACCUUCAGGAUGAGAUUUUGGACCUGACGGAGCAGAUCAGUCACAGCGGUAAGACCAUCUACGAGCUGGAGAGGAUGAAGAAGGUCUUGGACGUUCAAAAGAGCGACAUCAAAGCAGCUUUGGAGGAAGCGGAGGGAACUCUGGAGAACGAGGAGAGCAAGACCCUUCGAGUCCAAAUGGAGCUCGAGCAGACCAGGACGAUGAUUGAGCGAAGGAUCGGCGAAAAAGAUGAAGAGAUUGACAACCUCAGGCGUGGCCACCAGCGCUCCCAGGAGGCCAUGCAGGCCAGCUUGGAGGCGGAGAUUCGCGGUCGCAGCGAGGCGGUCCGUCUGAGGAAGAAGAUGGAAUCGGACCUCAACGAGAUGGAAGUUCAGCUCAGUCAUGCUAACAAGCAGGCGGUCGAGAGCCAGAAGACGAUCACUCAGCUGCAGGAUCACGUCAAAGUUCAGAAGACGGAGUUGGACGAUAGCAUCCAGUUGGUCAACCAGCUGAGGGAGCAGGUGGCUCUACUGGAACGGCGAUGCACGCUGCUGUCGGCAGAGGAGGAGGAGCUACGUUGCGUCCUGGAGCAGACGGACCGCGCCCGCAAGAUGACGGAACACGAGCUGGUGGAGGUGAUGGACCGAGCCAACCAGCUCACCACUCAGAAUGCGGGGCUGGUGAACCACAAGAAGAAGCUGGAGGCCGACGUCUUCCUGCUGUCCAGCGAGGUGGACGACGUGCUACAGGAGCGUCGCAGCGCUGAGGAGAAGGCCAAGAAAGCCAUCACUGAUGCAGCCAUGAUGGCGGAGGAGCUGAAGAAGGAGCAGGACAGCAGUAGCAUGUUGGAGAGAAUCAAGAAGAACAUGGAGAUCACCACUAAAGAACUUCAGGUCAAACUGGAAGAGACCGAGCAGAUGGCGCUGAAAGGCGGGAAAAAACAACUUUACAAGCUGGAAACCAGAGUGCGUGACCUUCACGCCGAGCUGAUGGUGGAGCAGAAGAAGAGUGAAGACUAUCAGAAAGGGGUGCGUCGGUACGAAAGGAAGGUUAAAGAGCUGAGCUACCAGUCGGAGGAGGAUCGCAAAACACUGUUGAGGAUGCAGGAACUUAUCGACAAACUUCAAAGUAAAGUCAAAAGUUACAAGAGACAAGCGGAGAACGCCGAGGAGCAGGUGAGCUGCAGCACCGUGCGCUUUAGGAAGAUUCAACACGAGUUGGAUGACGCCGAGGAGAGAGCCGACAUUGCAGAGACGACGGUCAACAAGCUGCGGAUUCGAACCCGCCAACAGAUCAGCAAGGUCGCAGUGAUUUCAGAAUGAGACUCCGCCCCUUCCUCCUCAGACACCACCAGAGUUUGUGGUCAUGUGACUGUCAAUUUGCUGUGUUUGUUAGCUUAGAUUUCUACUUUUAUUGAUUUAGUCUGAAGCUCAACUAAAAAGCUUAAUUUCAUUGUUGUGAAACAUUUUAGGAUUUUAAUCAAUUUUUUGCUUGUGAAUGAGGCAGAGCUUAAAUGGUAUGCUGACUUUGUUAGCCUUUACUUAAAUCGUUCCUCAUUCUGCAUUUUAUCAAGUGGAUUAGAUUAGAACGCCCCCUAGUGUUUUUUACGCUUAUAACACGUAUACAAAACACUUAACAAAAAAACGCCCUCUAGUGGUCACACAGCAACAUAGUAAGAAUUGACGUAAUCAGUGUUUGAGGUGAUCUUUGUAACUGCAGUGCGAAUGAAUCAAAGUAAAACAGCUCUUG